AUGCGCUCCAUACUCCUCCUCCUACUCUUCCGCCUCAUAGCAGCAGACUCGGCAGGAUCCAAUCCUGCUCAUCAUCCUCCGACGCCACCAUACCCAGGCCCUCUAAUCUCCAACGUCACAGUCUUCCAACCUCCCCUGGACUACACCGUUCCACGAACCCUCUACGCCCGCACCCUCCAACUCACCUCCGGCGUCUUCCUCGCCACCUGGGAAAACUAUGGCCCCAACAACAACUCCUAUCCCUAUUUUCCCAUCUAUCAAUCCUUCGACAGCGGCCUCACCUGGAGCCUCCGCAGCCAAGUCUACGACACCCAGAAUGGCUGGGGUCUCCGCUAUCAACCUUUUCUCUACAUGCUACCUGUUGCCAUCGGCUCUUAUCCCGCUGGUACAUUGCUAUUAUCCGGAUCCUCAAUUCCGCAAGACCUUUCCCAGACGUGGAUUGAAAUUUACGCGUCGAGAGAUGAGGGUUACACGUGGGAAUUCGUGAGCCACGUCGCCCAAGGCGGCAAGGCUAUUCCCAAAAAUGGAGAGACACCGGUUUGGGAGCCUUUCUUGCUGGCUUUGGAAGGACAAUUGGUCGUAUUCUACAGUGACCAACGCGAUCCCCUUCACACGGGACAAAAGCUGGUGCAUCAAGUCACGUGGGAUUUGAUCAAUUGGGGACCAAUCGUGGACGAUGUCGCGUAUCCGCAAAACAACACGUGGAGACCGGGAAUGACCACCAUAUCCUACUUGCCCGGCAGCGAGAAGUGGAUUUUGACGUAUGAAUUCUAUGGAGCAGAGGAGGUGGAUUUCGCCGUGUAUUAUCGUCUUUCGGAAAGUCCAUUGACGUUUGAUGACAAAGAGGCAUACGUGAUUCGGAGUACCAAGGGCCUGGUACCCAAGGGCUCGCCAUAUAAUGUUUGGACACCUGCUGGAAGAGAUGCGAAUGGAACGAUUGUGGUGAGCUGUGGAGAUUAUCCGCAGGUAUUUGUAAACUAUGGUCUUGCAGAGCCGGGCAGUGAGUGGUUUGAGAUGGAGACCCCGGAGAAUUCGAGUUAUACGAGAAGUUUGAUGGUGGAGACGUACACGGAUGAUCGAAAGGUGUUGAUUGUGGGUGGAGGCGUGCUUGGAGGAAAGACGAAUCGCGUUUCUGCGAGUGAGAUUGAUGUUUCUUGGAUCGCCACUUGA
Sphaerulina musiva SO2202 is the source of this 1170-nucleotide messenger RNA. Its product is annotated as glycoside hydrolase family 93 protein. The coding region runs from base 1 to 1170 and encodes 389 amino acids. The record is from RefSeq and is a predicted model, not a curated record. The transcript has a single exon. Lineage: Eukaryota; Fungi; Ascomycota; Dothideomycetes; Mycosphaerellales; Mycosphaerellaceae.